Molecule: messenger RNA, 1884 nt
Organism: Mercenaria mercenaria
Lineage: Eukaryota; Metazoa; Mollusca; Bivalvia; Venerida; Veneridae
Product: mesenchyme-specific cell surface glycoprotein-like
Exons: 11
Coding region: 44-1792 (582 amino acids)
Molecular function (GO): protein binding
Source: RefSeq, a predicted model, not a curated record
CUUUCUUGUCUUCUCUUGAAGGUUAGAUACCGGCGGACACACGAUGGGAGUGACAACGUUGAUAUUGGCGGCCUUUCUUCUUCAAACAGUAUUUGGGUAUUACACUCUUAAGCAGCUGUCAUAUACGCAACUUGCCACCGGCAGCAGUAGAGGGUCCUAUGUUUAUGGAGGACUGAACCUUGGCACAGCAACCGAUGCCGCUUAUGACUUUGUGAACAAUAUUGUAUAUAUAAUAGGAGAGAAAAGUCACUACAUGCAUGUUGUAGAUAUUGCCGAUCCAAGUAAUCCUAAGGUAUUGUUCAUACAUGAAUUCACCAAAGGAGAAGGAGUGCCUAGAUCUAUUGACAUAUGUGGUGACGAGAUCGCAGUGGCGUUAGCCGCACAGACGGAUAUAAACGAAGGUCACGUACGCUAUUAUCAUACAUACACUAAAAACUCUGGGGCAACAGACAUGACACUCGAUGGUUAUGUGACAGUUGGACCCCAUCCAAACCACUUGAAGUUUACAGACGACUGUGGAACUGUUAUAGUAGCUAACGAAGGUAUCGCAGGCAAAGAUGAGGCUGGGAAAUACAUGGAUCCCGAGGGUUCUAUUACUAUCAUACACGGAGAGAAAACAGGCAACCCUUCUGUCAGACUGGUCGAUUUUUCAGCAUUCAAUACUGGGCAGCCUAACUACAACCAGAAUUUAAGAACUCCAUCACUAUACAUACCCAGUAGCAUGGUAUCACCAAUGACAACAGUAGCCCAGGAUGUAGAACCAGAAUAUGUCACAAUUAGUAGCGACGGUCGAACAGCUUACGUCACACUUCAGGAAAAUAAUGCCAUUGCACAGGUAAAUGUAAACAAUGGUGUUGUUGACCGUGUCAGUCCAUUACCUUAUAAGUUCUGGAACACACAUGGCAUUGAUGUAAGCGACCGAGACGGAGGUAAUGGAACUUCCGGUGUUCACCGAAGAACGUUUUCCGGACUUCAGUCAUUACGUCAACCAGGUGUGAUCAAAUCUCUCCAGGUGAACAGAAAGAAAUACCUAUUUACUGCCGAUACUGGGGCUGUGAAAAGUUUCACUAGCUCCAAACAUGGAUUUAGCUGGACGGAUAUGGCCGCUGCAAAAUCUCUAAGUAAAAGUAUUGAUACUACACUAACUGAUCUAGUGGCAAACGUAAACAACGAUGAAAUGUUAGGUCGACUCCAAGUAAGCACAGUCGAUGGGAAGAAUAUGUUCAGCCAAAAAUUUCAGCAUCUCGAGGCUUUCGGCGGGCGGGGUUUUUCCAUCUGGGAUGCCAGUUACCUAAAUGCCCCUAUAUAUGACAGUGAUGGGGCCCUUGAGGAGUAUAUGGAGGCUUAUGAUAAAAGUGUUUUUAACACAGAUUAUAUUUCAAAUCUAUAUUACCAGUCACCUGAGCAACACAGAGACGCGGUUUCAUAUCGACAGGGAGCUCAAGUAACAGGCUUAGAUGUCGCUGAGGAUAAUGGAACUAUCUUUCUUGUUGCUGGUACGUGGAGCACGGGGACAUUAUUUGUGUACACAGUUGACGUCAGUUCCGGUCAACCUGUCCCACAAUUCAACAGUGUAGUUAGAUCCGGCGCCAAAGACUAUCCGUGGAGAGAUCUGUACCAGAACUUAACUUUGGGAACUGUCGGUGACUUAUACAUCUCUGACCUAGGGAUUAUUCCCAGUGAGCACAGCCCUACGGACAGUCCGCUACUGUAUGUUAUCAGUACAGGUGCAGGUGCCUUAUCAGUGUACUCUAUAGAGAAGCAGACAACAACUAUCCCUGGCUCCAUUUAAAUAGAAGAUGAUGAACACAGUCUGUAUUAUCGUGACUAUUCUUCUUUCCUGAUAGUCAGGUGUAUUGAAAUAAAAUCAUAGCUUCAUGCAAA